AUGACUAAAGCUGAGUUAGUCUUCAUUCCUUUUCCAGGUAUAGGCCAUCUGGUAUCAACAGUAGACGUAGCUAAGCUUCUUGUAGACCGUGAUGAGAGGCUUUCAAUCACCUUCCUCAUCAUGAAGGCAGGUGUUGAUUCCAAAGUCGAUCGCUUCAUUGAUUCAGUAAGUGCAGCUUGCAAAUGUAUACGGUUCAUUGACUUGCCUAAAGAUGAGCAUGAUCCAAACCAGCCCAUUCUUCUUUCAUUUAUUGAAUCCCAGAAACCCCAUGUAAAAGAAGAAGUGUCUAAGCUUGUGAGUCACUCCGAAUUAAGCCAUGACUCGCCUAGACUUGCUGGGAUUGUUGUUGAUAUGUUUUGUACAUCAAUGAUAGAUGUGGCCAAAGAAUUUGGUGUUCCCUCUUAUCUUUUCUUUACAUCAGGUGCAGCUUUUCUAGGACUUGAGUUUUAUAUUCAGGCUCUUCAUGAUGAGCAGAAAGUUGACCCUACUGAGUUCAAGGACUCUGAUGCUGAGUUGGUCAUGCCGUGGUUGACGAAUCCACUUCCUGCUAAGCUCUUGCCUUCUUUUCUACUUCACAAAGAGUGGAUGCCUGUUUUCCUUGGUCAAACCAGAAGGUUCAGGGAAACUAAGGGUAUUAUUGUAAAUACAUUUGAAGAGUUGGAAUCCCAUGCAGUAAGUUCCUUUUUCAAAGGUAAUACUCCUCCUGUGUAUCCUGUGGGUCCCAUCUUGAAUCUUAAUAGAGAUGGAGAUCACAAUCCAAGGUCAGAUAGAAGCAACAAAUACAAAGACAUCAUACAAUGGCUCGAUGAUCAACCUCAAUCCUCGGUAGUGUAUCUAUGUUUUGGGAGCGCGGGAAGUUUCGAUAUGGACCAGGUAAAAGAAAUUGCAUGUGCGCUAGAGCAAAGUGGCCAUCGAUUCUUAUGGUCUCUACGUCAACCACCACCGCGAGAUAAGAUGGAACCUCCAACUGAUUAUGUGAAUUUUCAAGAAGUCUUACCUGAAGGAUUUUUGGAUCGAACGAUCGAGAUUGGAAAAGUAAUUGGAUGGGCUCCACAAGUAGAUGUCUUGGCGCAUCCAUCGGUGGGAGGGUUUGUAUCGCAUUGUGGAUGGAACUCUAUAUUGGAAAGCAUAUGGUUUGGUGUUCCAGUGGCCGCAUGGCCAUUACAUGGAGAUGAACAAUUUAAUGCUUUCCAAAUAAUUAUUGAGUUAGAAUUAGGAGUUGAAAUUAAAAUGGAUUAUAGAAAAGAACUUUUUUUUUAG
Molecule: messenger RNA, 1260 nt
Organism: Dovyalis caffra
Lineage: Eukaryota; Viridiplantae; Streptophyta; Magnoliopsida; Malpighiales; Salicaceae
Source: the annotation of a GenBank genome assembly